Monodelphis domestica (gray short-tailed opossum) is the source of this 4001-nucleotide messenger RNA. RefSeq names its product signal transducer and activator of transcription 2 (gene STAT2). Gene Ontology annotation, molecular function: DNA binding; DNA-binding transcription factor activity. Gene Ontology annotation, biological process: signal transduction; regulation of DNA-templated transcription. NCBI's taxonomy places the organism in Eukaryota, Metazoa, Chordata, Mammalia, Didelphimorphia, Didelphidae. The record is from RefSeq and is a predicted model, not a curated record.
GCAAUGGGGUUCAAGUGACUUGCCCAGGGUCACACAGCUGGGACGUGUCUGAGGCUAAAUUUGAACCUAGGACCUCCCGUCUCUAGGCCUGGCUCUCAAUCCAGUGAGCUACCCAGCUGCCCCAGCUUUAGCCCACUCUGUGACGUCCGUUUGAGGUUUUCUUGACAGAGAUACCAGAGAGGUUCGCCCUUUCCUUCACGGGCUCAUUUUACAGAGGAGGACACUGAAGCAAACGGAGUGAAGUGCCUUGCCCUGGGUCACUCUGAGGCUGGAGCCGAAGAUGAGUUUUCCUGACUCGGGACCCAGCCGCUCACUACCUCUGAUGCCAAUCCCCGGUGACAGACAGCCCUUAGUUUCAUUCAGUCUCUAAUUCCCCAAUCGCUCCGCCUCGAUUCCCGGAAACUCCUCGAUACCCUGGUUCUAUCUUCCAGUUUUUAUUGGGCUAUUCUUCUAGGCGAGCCUCCUCCCUCCGCAGAAAAAUAGGGGAGGGCUGAUCGGAUGAGGCGGGGCUUCUCACGCCUCGCCUCCCGUAGGAAAUUGGGGCUGGAGUUUGCGGAGCCUUUUAAACCCUGACCUUCCGAUAAUACAGUGCAUAAUCCCCUUCACGGGACCUGUCUAGGGUCCGAGCCUGCCGAGGCUCCAGUAGAGAGUUGAGCGCGCGCUCGUCCCGGAGGGAGGGGUACUCGGGGACCGGAAUAGCCAUGCCAUGGGUGGAGCCUGGGAGGGAGGGAGGGGCUUCCAGUGUUGGGUGCGAGCGGGGAGGCUAGAAUUGAGCGCUGUAUCCGCGAUCCCGGGAGAGACUCAGGUCAGGUUGCUGCCUCUGACCGAGGGUGAGAAAACGCAGAGGUCCCGCGCUGUGAGAUGACUUGUCGGAGGGCAUAGGUAGGCGUGACAAGGAGUCUGCCGGGCCGGAGGGACCUUCCUGUUGUGCUGCGUUUGGGCUGUGCCUGGACGGGACCUCGCCUCGCGAAGCUGCCCGGCGGAUGCCCUUCUUCUCGGCGCGGCUGACAGCGUCUGCCCCAGAUGGCCAGCUGGGAGCUUCUGCAGCGGCUGGAUCGGCCCUUCCAGGAGCGGCUGCAUGACCUUUACUCGGCCAGUCUCUUGCCGAUGGACGUCCGGAAACACCUGGCGUCUUGGAUUGAAGACCAGAACUGGCACCAGGCGGCCACGGGCCCCGACACGUCUCACGCCUGUUUGCUCUUCCACCAUCUCCUGGACGAGCUGCGCUCCCAGUCCAGCUGCUGCGGCCAGGAUUCUGACCUCCUUCUACAGCACAACCUCAGAAAGUUCUGCCGGGACAUUCAGGCUUUGUACCAGGACAAUCCCAUCCAGCUGGCUGGGCUGAUUUAUAAUCUGCUGCUGGAGGAAAGAAAUAUCCUUCAACAGGCGCAGAGGAGCCAGCCGGACCAGGCCGACCCUGGCUCUGAGGUGCCCAUGGAGACGAGGCAGCAGCAGGAGAUCGAGUCUCGCAUCCAGGAGCUGAAGGACAUGAUGAAGAAGCUGGUGAGGGACAUUUACCAUCUGAGUGACCUGCAGGAUGUCUUCUCGUUUCGGUACAAGACGCAGAACCCCACAGCAAAGACAUCUGCCAUGAACGCCAGCCAGACCCGGCAGCAGCAACUCCUUCAGGAGACACUCAAUGAGCUGGACCGAAAGAGGAAGGAGGUGUUGGAUAACUCCAGAGCGAUCCUGGGUCAGUGCGCCACUCUGACUGAGCUCCUGCUGCAGGAGCUAAAGGAGUGGAAAGGCCAGCAGCAAAGGGCCUGCAUUGGGGCCCCCGUGGACCAAGGGCUGGAUCAGUUGGAGAGCUGGUUCACAGCUGGGGCCAAGAUUCUAUUUCAGCUAAAGCAGCAGUUGAAGGAACUUGAAGAUCUAAGCCAUCUAGUCACCUAUGAGAAUGACCCCCUGAAAAACAAUCUGCCUUUAAAGGGGGUCACGGAAUUGUUGCAGCAUCUGCUCCACAGUGCCUUUAUAGUGGAGUCUCAGCCUCAGAUGCUUCUGCCUAUCAAACGACCGCUCAUCAUCAAGACUGGGAAUAAGUUUUCUGUUCAAACACGGCUCUUGGUGAGGCUGCAGGACGGGAAUGAGUCUCUGACUGUUCGUGUCUCCAUUGACAAGAAUGCUCCCCAAGUGAAAGGCUUCCGGGCGUUCAAUAUCUUUGAGCAGAAAACGUUGACCCCGGAGAAGGGAAGGAGCCAAGGCCUGGUCUGGGACUUCCGCUGCUUGAGCCUGAAGGAGCAGAAAGCAAACGGCUCUGGCAAGGGCUGCAGCGAGGCACUGUUGGUGGUGACGGAGGAACUUCACAUCAUUAACUUCACUGUGGAGUACUCCUACCAGGGGCUGAAACUAGAGCUGAAGACCAACAGUCUUCCUGUGGUGAUCAUCUCCAACAUGAACCAGCUCUCCAGUGCCUGGGCCUCUGUUCUCUGGUUCAAUCUGCUCAGCUCCGACCCCGAGAACCAGCAGUUCUUUUCCAAUCCCCCCAAGGCCCCGUGGGCGCAGUUGGGCCCGGCUCUCAGCUGGCAGUUCUCUUCCUGUACUGGCCGAGGUCUUGACCAAGAGCAGCUCCACAUGUUGAAGAAAAAGCUUUUUGGGAAGGAGCCCAAGGAGCCCCUGCUGCUGUCCUGGCCUGCCUUCUCCAAGCAAGAGAGUCCCCCCGGGAAGCAGCCCUUCUGGACCUGGCUGGACAAGAUCCGGGACUUGGUGCACAGCCACCUGGCCGACAUCUGGAGAGACGGCCACAUUAAGGGCUUCGUGACCCGGAAUCAAGCAGAGCGACUCCUGAAGAAGAAGCUGCCCGGAACCUUCUUGCUGCGGUUCAGUGAGACCUCGCUCGAGGGGGGCAUCACGUGCUCGUGGGUAGAACAUCAGGAUGAUGACCGGAUACUUGUCCAGUCCCUGGAGCCGUGCACCAAGGAAAUGCUGCAGGUCCUCCCCAUGGCAGACGUCAUCCACAGAUACCAGUUGGUGGCCGAGGAGAACGUGCCCGAGAACCCGCUGUGCUUCCUGUACCCCGGCAUACCCCGGGAUGAAGCUUUUGGCCGCUAUUACCGGGAGAAAGACGAUCUCAUGAACCAGAAGAAGUACCUAAAACGCGAGCUCAUCAUGGUGUCCACCAGCUGUGCCCCCUCCGUAAGCCCCCGAGGACACGCCACGCAUUCGCCCUGUGCCCUCCCCCGAGACCCGAGCCCGUCCCUCUGUCCCACCCCCAGGCAGGUGGACGAGGCACCGUCACCGCAGCCGCUGGAGCAGCUGGAUGUGCUGUCCUGGGACGUGGAGCCCCAGCCCGAGUGGGAGCAGGAGUCGGAGCUGCCGCUGGACCUGCAGAGCCUGGGGGCCGACCUGCUGACUCUCAACAUGAACGACAUCGCCAGCGCUCUGAACGGUGACUGUGACGGGCUGACCUGCGAGGCUCUGCUGCUGAGAGGCGACCCCGUGCUGCCUGCGCUGCCCCUCGGAGAGGAGGCUCCUUCCUCCUCGGGGAGCCCCUUCCUCACCGACGUCGCCGCCAUGCUCGACGUCCCCAAAUACUAGGACCUGAGCUCCGCCUCCUCCCCGCCCCCUCGCCCUCCAGACGAUGGCAUUGGGUGGACAUCGAGAGCCUGGGUGGUCUCCGGAAAAGGAGAAACAAAAGCGGCCGUGUCCAGGGUCCUCCCUCCCAGGCAGGAGCUGCACCGAGAGCCAGUCACGUGGCUCUCCGGCGUUCGUGUUGACCAAGCACUUUCCUCGUGGCAAUGAGCGGCCUUGCUGGAUUCCCCUUACAAACGUGGAAGCCCGCCCUCAGCACGGUGCACGGAUUGACCCAGGCUCACACCGUUCUGUGACGUCCACCCCAGGUUUCCUGACUGUUCUGUGUACCUGGGCAGCCUUCCUGGCACUCUUCUAUGUGAACUUUGAUGGCUGGAGCCCCUUCGGGAUGGGUGGCUAUCCCCACUGUCCUGAGGCUUUGAAAACUAAUAAGAGGGGGGCCUGCUCUGUACAAUAAACUGUCCUCAGAUGGC